Messenger RNA from Colletotrichum karsti, 1749 nucleotides. Its product is annotated as rsc complex subunit. The record is from RefSeq and is a predicted model, not a curated record. Lineage: Eukaryota; Fungi; Ascomycota; Sordariomycetes; Glomerellales; Glomerellaceae. Bases 1 to 1749 code for a protein of 582 amino acids. Gene Ontology annotation, molecular function: transcription coregulator activity. Gene Ontology annotation, cellular component: nuclear chromosome; RSC-type complex; nucleus. The transcript is spliced from 2 exons. Gene Ontology annotation, biological process: chromatin remodeling; regulation of transcription by RNA polymerase II.
AUGGACGCUCGAUCGAAGCCACAGGCAUUCCUGUCUACAUAUGCGCCGCGCAUCCGGAGUUACAAUAAUUCCCUCCUGACACCGGUUUUACAGAGCGCGGGACCUACCGGCCCCGUCUCGCGAACGACAAAGCGCGGAACAACCAUCAUCAACUACGCCGAAGAUGGCUACGACGAUAUCGACGAGGACGAUGAUGACAGCCGACGUCGCCCUACGGGUCUGCGCAGCUUGAGAAGAGAAGAUACCGCGAACAGGCAAGAUCUGUCCGACAAGGCGGGGAAGGAUACGAACGAGCCCGUGGAGGUCCAGGGCAUCUGGAGGGAAUGGUUUGGUAAGGGGCGCCAGGUUCGCAACGACCAGCAGACCUCCGCGCAAGCCGACCUGCCCUUGACGCUGAUUCCCAUCCGAAUUGAACUGGACAUCAAGGAAUUCUCUCCCCGAGUGCCAUUCCCCUUGGGCGCGCAUCACAACGUCGACACCAGCCUCCCUCAAUACCGAGUACCGGAAAUGACGCCUCCGUACCGACUGCGCGACAACUUCCUGUGGAAUCUGCACGAGGCGGUCAUUACCACUGACCAGUUUGCGACGACAUAUGUCCAGGAUUUAGACUUGCCGAACCACCAGCUAUUGGUUCCUGAGAUCUCCAAGCAGAUUCGGACGCAACUCGAGGAGUACGCUGGCGUUGCCUUGCACCCGCUGUUUCACGCGCAGUCACAAAACCCUGGCAACAACGAGACGCUCAAGGCAGGCUCUGCGGCCAACCGCGACGAUUCCCCCACUCCUGCUACCCGAGCCAUCAGCCGCUCCGAUACCCCUAUGCAGAAUGGCGGCUUCGGGACCCCGCUCAGGACCAAAGAGGUGACUUCGGCACCGGAUGUCACGGCGCAUGCGAGUCCCGUACCCGUUGAUUCGGAUGAAUACGACCACGACGAUGCUUACCGGUGCAUCGUAACGCUGAACAUCAACCUCCAGUCGACGCUGUACACGGACAAGUUCGAGUGGUCCCUGCUGCACCCCCCAGGAAUGCCGGAGGCGUUUGCGGCCCAAACGUGCGAGGACCUCGGAUUGACCGGCGAAUGGGUUCCUGCUGUUACUCAUGCCAUCUACGAGGCCGUUUUGCGGUUGAAGAAGGAAGCUUGUGAAGCUGGCGGUCUCGUCAUGGGAUGGAACGGCCUACGCGAAUUCCCCAACGACGCUACAGCCGGAGCUGAUGCCGGAUGGCGGUACGAUCCCGAAAACCUGGGAGAUCCUUGGGAGCCCAAAGUAGAAUUCCUCACCAGGGAAGAGAUUGAGAAGCGCGAGGGAGACCGGGAACGACAAAUCAGACGACUUCGCCGCGAAACUGCUCGAUUCAGCUCGACAACUGGUUUGGUUGGCGGUGUACCAUUCUCCGGCUUUGGUAACGUGGUUGAAGCCCCAGAAGAGGAGCGCAUGGGCAGAGGCGAGCGAUCGAAGAAGAAGCGCCGCUUCCGCAGUCUCAGUCCGCUUGGCCGAUCUGGAACGCCCGGUGGACGUGGAACACCGGAUGUUGGAUCUGGUUAUGGCGCUGGAAGUGGCUUGACGGACCAGGAGCGUCUAACGUGGAGAUGCUGGCAUUGCGCUCUCUGGGGCACAAGCGUGUGGGCAGUAAGACCUGGUCCUGGUGGACCGAGAACACUAUGCCAAAACUGCGGCUUGCUUUAUGAGCGGGACGGCAAGCUGCCCCGUCAAACGAAGAACAUGCACCUUACUGUCAUCAGAACAGCGUAA